Amphibalanus amphitrite is the source of this 3194-nucleotide messenger RNA. Its product is annotated as LETM1 domain-containing protein 1-like. NCBI's taxonomy places the organism in Eukaryota, Metazoa, Arthropoda, Thecostraca, Balanomorpha, Balanidae. Gene Ontology annotation, molecular function: ribosome binding. The record is from RefSeq and is a predicted model, not a curated record. Gene Ontology annotation, biological process: intracellular monoatomic cation homeostasis. Bases 56 to 1135 code for a protein of 359 amino acids. The transcript has 9 exons. Gene Ontology annotation, cellular component: mitochondrial inner membrane.
AUUAGAACCUUGCGUUGAAAUUGGAGAGCGUUACGGUUCAUUUCCAUUUUAAGGGAUGUAUCAUCUCUCCUCCAGGACAGCUCUCAGUAGAUUGGUUGCUGGCCUGCAUUAUCCCUCAGCACACCAUGGAAACCUCCUAUCAUCACAUGCUGGUAAAAGAUGCCUGCAGACCGGGCUGGGCCACACCGCCGCGCCCGAGGGCCGUCGGCCCGUCACCCGACUGCAGAAGUACGUGUUCGGACGGUAUGUAGAGUACCUCCAGCGCUUCCAGCGAGCGCUGGAAAACGAGUUUCCGACCGCCUUUCGACUCUACCGUGUCUUCUCGGUCGGCGUCAAGGACUUCGCACGAGAUGUCAAGUCGUUCGCGCUUCUGGCGCGGAAGGUUCACGGCCUGGGUCUGCGCAGCCUGAGUCGGCGCGAGCUGGAGCUCUACUUUCAGAUGCCGCGUGACAUGCGCGCCGUUGCGCCUGUCCUGAUCGUGGCGGCCCUGCCGCUGGCGCAGAACGUCGUCUUUCCGUUAGCGUACUUGUUCCCGCGUCAACUGCUAUGUCGCCACUUCUGGUCCCUGCAGCAGCGGUCCGACUUUGCCCUGUACGAACACAAACGGAGACUGGCCCACCACCUGUCCGCCUUUCGCCACCUUCAGGCCAGACGUCACCUGGUGACUCCCGAGUCGGCGCAGCUCUCCCUGAAGCACGUGUUCACACUGCUCGGUUCGGGCCAGGUGCCGAGCUCGGCCGAUAUCCUCGCGCUGCGACCUAUCUUCGAGGGUGGCCCGUUCAGCCUGGAGCGACUCAGUGCCGUGCAGGUGCGCCGCCUGCUGAAGCUGCACGGGCUGGGCGUGCUCACCGCUCUGCGGCGGCGGCGACUGCGGGAGCACGGCGAACUGCUGCGACACAUGGACCGGGCCAUGCUGGCCGAGGGAGUGACUGCCAUGUCACAGGAGGAGCUCUACUAUGCGUGUUUUCUGCGCGGCCUGAACCCGCAGAACCUGCCGCACGAACAGCUGGCCUGGUGGCUGAGCGAGUGGGCCACCGUGUCGUCGUCCAUAGAGCCGGCGGCCGUCUCCCUGCUGUUGCACUGUCCGCUACUGCUCGGCUACAACCAGCCCACCAACUGGCAGCUGCGCUACUGAGCCGACGGGUGUGUCGUACUGACGCGGAGAGCCGCCGCUGCACCGUCACCGCUCCACCAGGUCUUUCCGACUGGCUGGCUCAGGUAUCGAUCAAUGCAAGAUAACGCUGGUGAUUUGGUCCAACUCGCCUACAGUUCCAACUUCCACGGGUUACUAAAAUAGGCGCGGUAACCGGCAGUGAAUACAGACAUCUGAAUUGUUUCGAAUAACACGGUAUUUGAAAUACGAUCUCCAGUGCAAUUUUCAUGUGUGAUGUGGAAGCGAAAUCAAAGAAUCUUUCGCGAAUUCGAGGUACCUAGGCAUUUCACUCUUCGUCGUUAUUGAAAAUUAUUGUGGACAUGAGGCUAUAAUGGAUGCAUUCAGAUGAGGUAUGGUUGUUAAUGCAGUAACGAAAUCAGCGGCACUUCUUAUAAUGCCACGCACCAUAUGCGCACUACUCAUUACGCUUGAAAUAUGCCAUACCGAAAAACGAGUAAUCACGAGUGUUCAUUGUGAUAUAUGAUACCAGUAAAACGCCUUUUAGGCGAAGAACGAGCGAGCGAGAUAGUGAGCCCUGCACAUGCAGAAGGGCGAGAGGGUACUUCCAACGGGCUUGUGCAAAGCACCCUUCUAACCGGUCGCUAGCGGUGUACCAAAUUUGAACGCAAUCGGCCCAGCCGUUCCUGAGAUCUGGAAGCGGCAUUCUGCACGUGCGCACGUGCAAACGGGGUCCAAAAUGACUUUUGCACGGCACCCUACUAACCGGUCCCCAACCGUGUACCAAAUUUGAGCGCAAUCGGCCCAGCCGUUCUCGAGAUCUGGAAACGCCCCCUGCACGUGCGCACGUGCAGUAGCACCCUAACCGCAACACAUGGGAAUGCAUUGCCUGGUGGGUGCCUAUCUGUAUGCCAAGUUUCAGCGAAAUCGCCCCAGUAAUUACCGAGUUACUGAAAUGGGAACAAAUUUGGCACCUCUUAUUGUUGUAUUUUGCACGUGCAGUGGGGGUCACUCACAUAGAUGAAGAGUAUCCGACCUUUGGUAGAAGGGAUGCAGCUACCCUAUAAAAAUGACCGCAAGACAAUCGCUCAAGCCGCUGCUGAGAUAUGGGCCUCUCAAAAUAAUUACUUUUGUAAAACUGCUUGAACACCCUUGACUUUUCACGUGGCACGUGCCACGGCGGUCACUGAGAUGUAUCAAAAGUAGUCAAUUACGGGGUAGAAGGGAUGGGGCUACCCAGCAAAAAAGACCGCAGGCCAUUCGGUCCAGCGGUUGCUGAGAUGUAAGCCUCUCAAAAGCGUUACAGGCCGGGCCGGGCCGGGCCGGGCUGGGCCGGGCCGGGCCGGGCCGCUCAUACUGAGAUUUUUCCGUUAUAUUGAAAAGACUUCGCUUCGCUCGCUGCGCUCGCUCGCUCGUAAUAAUUGUUGCCCAUUUGUAUCUUAAGCUUUCAUGCCUAAAAUUGAUGGCAUGGAGGUCUUAAACACUGAAAGAAAUGUCAUGUCUUUCGUUCAAAUGAUACAAAAGCAUGAUUCGUUAUUUGUUGAGGCUGCGCGAGAUAAGGCUUUUAAGUUUUAUUUUUGAAUUUCGACAGAGAAUGCUCUGUUUGCACUAAAAUGUGUCAUGUACGAAAACGAGUUGCAAGUUCACGGUGGAGUUUCACGUGUAAUAACUGUCGCUCAAAGAUAUCUGAAUAUGUGUCAGUGAUCUGCAAGCGGGCCGAGUACUUCGAACAGAUGUUGUUAUUUAUCAAACGAAGUAGGCUAGGGCUACAGGCCUAGGGCUACAGGCACGAUCGCUUGCCAACUGCACCGCCACCGUUCCAUUUCAGCGAUAAGUCAGCGGCCCUGUCCAGCGCACUUUCAGCUCAGCGUAGGCUAGCACUAUGCUGCUGUGGUAUGUGCAGUUGAAAUCGUGUAGGAGUAUCCGAUAACAUGCUGUGAUCGAUUACUUGCGAGUGUUAUUGAAUGUCAUGAGAGAUCUUGAGUAGUUCGAUGAUUGUUCAUUCGGCUACUCAUAUCUAGGAAAUGUGAUACUGUGCCUUUACAAGUGUUGGCUAGGCAUAAUAUAUGUGCGAAUGUGUCAA